Molecule: messenger RNA, 630 nt
Organism: Cynara cardunculus var. scolymus (artichoke)
Lineage: Eukaryota; Viridiplantae; Streptophyta; Magnoliopsida; Asterales; Asteraceae
Product: NDR1/HIN1-like protein 6
Exons: 1
Coding region: 1-630 (209 amino acids)
Cellular component (GO): plasma membrane
Source: RefSeq, a predicted model, not a curated record
AUGAGCGGAGGUUAUGAAGAAAAAGGCUCCGGUGCUUGCUUACGUUGUAUUUGCUGCUGUUAUUGCCUCCUCUUCCUUCUAAUCGCCAUCGUAACUUUCGUCGCUUAUCACUUCUACACCGUCGAGAAGCCAAAACCGCCUACCUACAAUCUCCAAUCCUUCAGCGUUAAAAAUCUCGAUCUUCAGUCCGAUAACAGCCUCACAACCGAGUUCUCCGUCGAAGUUAAAACCAGAAAUCCGAACAAAGACAUCGGAUUCAUUUACGGUGCCGAUAACAAAGUCUCCGUGCUUUACAACGAUGUUGUCAUAUCUUCCGGCAAGCUUCCGGAGUUCAAGCAAGAUCCUAAAAACACGACGGUGGUAAAGAUCUCAUUGGAAGGGACGAGUCCAAACGAGCCUGGCAGCCUUCAAGAUGAUGUAAUAGGUAGUAAAGACAACGACGGGAUUCCAUUGGUCGUGAAUGUGGAAGUUCCGAUGAAGGUUUUUGUUGGAAAAGUUGAACUGAUGAAGGAGUUUAUGGCAUAUGUCAGCUGUGAUUUGGUGGUGGAUAAUCUGGCAAAAGGGAAGACGAUCAAGGUCGUGAAGAAUGAGUGUGAACCAGAUGUCGAAUUUUUCAGAGAUAAGAAUUAA